UCAGAGUUUUAUCACAAAUGUACAACAUUUUGCGCUCAAUACAGAAAAGUCAACAGAACCGAUAACACAGCUAUCAGCCUUUCAUCCUUAUCUAUUCCUACCUACCACCUGAAGAUGCUGGAUAUGUCCUCGGAAGCUUCAUUCCCACAACAUACAGUCUGUAAUUAAUUCAACACAAUAUUUCAGGAACUCCCCAAUUGUUAAUGAAGCUGGAUACAUGAGCAGAUGUUGAAGAAAUGGAGCUCUGAUCAUCAGAUAAUAUCCCUACAUAGGAGAAGUCAUAACCCAAAGCAUGAAGUAAACCACAAUCUUUCUAGAACUCAUUUGAAUUCAUGUCUGUGGUGUGUAUAUCAAGGUUAAUUUAUGCAAUUGGCCAUCUACACUUAUAAACGCAUCUGGUAUUGAAUUUAAAAAAAAAAAUUGUUUUAAUAAGUGUAGAUGGUCAGUUACACAAAGUAACCUUCCUAAAAAUCUGCCAAUAUGGAAGAACAUACAACUUCCACAGACCCUGCAACAACUCCACAAGAUCUGCAAGAACAGCUACUGGAAGCACUACUAGCUCGAGAUCUCACCACCUUCUGUGAAUUGCUGAGAAACCCUAAAGUUAAGCCUGUUCACAAGUAUGGACCACCACACUGGUUCACAUGCCUUGAAAUAGCUUGCCAGCAUGAUGGCUGCGAAGAAUUUGUUAGCGCUUUACUCCAGGCAGGUGUUAAACCCAAUAUAAAUACCAUUGUCUCUGAACCUAUACAUUAUGCUGCUUCCAAAGGACAUGACAAGACCUUGAAGGUUCUUCUCUGUGAUAAACGAACCAAAGUGAAUGCCGUGGAUAAUUUUGGGCGAACAGCUCUUCACCUUGCUGCCAAAAAUUUUGGAAGUGGAGAAGAUGCAGAGCGGUAUGAACGAUGUAUUGCAUUGCUGAUGUCCUGCUCAAACAUAGACGUGAACCAUCCCAAUAUGAAAGGCUGCACUGCUGUUUAUGAAGCUGCAUAUUACGGAGGUCAGGAAGCAGUAUUAGCUAUGCUAAGGUAUGGUUCACACAUAUUAGACAUUGAUUCCUCAAAUGGAGUUGGCAGAUCAGCUCGUGAAAUUAUCAUUGAAAGUUACCCUGACUUGAGAAGUAUUCUCCCAUCUCCAAGGACUGAACAUCUUCAUUCAGACCCCAACACACAACUGCUAGCAGCUUUUCAACACAGACAAUUGAAAAUCUUCUGUGAUAUUCUGUGCCAAGUUAAUAAAUAUGGUAAUGCUUGUCUCAAUCCCAACUUCUGGUACAGCAAACCUUAUAAUUCUACAUGUCUUGAAAUGGCAUGUAAGGAAACUGGAUGUGAAGAAUUUGUACGUGCAUUGCUCUCAGCUGGAGCAGAUCCAAACACAGUUAACAUUAUUACACACAAACCACUUCUACAUUUAAUUGCUGAAGAAGGAAACUACGAGGCAAUGAAGGUAUUGCUGGAAGACAGAAGAGUAAACUUGAACAUAGUGGAUGAAUGUGGGAGAACUGCUCUACACAUUGCAGUGGAGCAAAAUGAAGGAAAUGAGGGAGACAUCAGAAGACAGUUGGAAUGUAUUUCUCUUCUACUAAAACAAAAUGGAAUAGAUGUGAAUAGAACUGACAAGAAUGGUUGUACUGUGGUUCAUUCAGCAAAACUUAGAAACAAUACUGAGGCACUAAACUUAAUCCUGGAUCAAGAUGCACUGAGAUUUGACAUGGAGAUUUCCCAGGAACCAGAGAAGAAGAGUGUUGCAGAGAACUGUGAAAGUGCACUCAAGGAAGCUCUGUUCCAGUAUUUAUAUAAGCGAGAAAUCCAAGAUUUUAUAAGAACUUUCAAGAAACUUGUGAAUAAAUAUGCUAAUCUCAGAAUACUAGAACUUGAUGAUGGGCAUUAUACAUUGUUACAAUAUGCCAGCAAUUAUGGAUUGCAUGAUGUCGUUAAAGUGUUACUGGAAUAUCAAGCAGAUCCGAAUGCUACUACCGAAUAUGACAAAAGGCCACCAGUCAUUCUCGCAUGCUUAAGACAGAACCAAGACAUUCUAAAAUGUUUCCUUGACUUGCCACCUGAAUCAAAUUUUAACAUUAAUGCUAUAGAUGCAAGAGGGAAUACAGCACUCCAUUAUGCAGUUCAAAAUGAAGACCUUGCAUCUGUUAUAGCAUUACUGAGUCAUGGAGCAGACUUUAAAGUGAGAAACAUUUUUGAUUGGCCACCACUGCCUGCAGAAGCUUUAGGGACUCUGCUUAAUUGCUGCCUUCUGACUAGUGGGCAUUUUCCCAAUGAUGAAGAUUAUAAGCUGGUAUUCAAUUAUGGCCUCAUAUUAGCACAUGCUAGACGGAAUGUGAGAAAGACUGCAUCAGAGGAGGACUCACUGCCUUUCAUGAAAAAUCAGGAUCAAGAAUCAUUUGAAGAGAGGCAUCAAGUAGAAGCACUUACAUCUGAAAUGGAUUUACUCUUUCACCUAAGUCAGUCACAAGAAUACAGACACUUGCUUAAACAUCCAAUUAUCACAAGCUUCUUAUAUCUGAAGUGGUUCAGAAUCCGAGCGAUAUACUACAUACAUCUUGUACUGUAUGUUAUAUUUUUAAUAUUACUUAAUAUAUAUAUUUUCAUGGAUUAUGGUUUAUCACAUCCAUAUUCCAUAUUUAAGAACGCUUCAAUGAACAAUGUCUCAGUUGAAACAAGUACUUCAAAAGGUCAAUAUCAAGAAACACAUCUGGAACGGUUUAGGACAGUCUAUGGAAACUUAACUUGGUUUCUACUCCUUUUUAUACUUUUUUGUCAUACAAUGAGAGAAUUGUUCAAAUUUGUCAUGUCACCCUCAAAAUAUCUCCUCACAUUAGAUAAUAUGCUUGAUAUAGUUUUGCUCUUCAUAACUUCAAUAAUUCUGUUUAAAUCUUGGGAUGAAGAUAAUCAUAGGAAAUUAUUCACAGCAAUCGCCUUAUUCCUAUCAUGGACUGAACUGGCAUUAAAGACUGGACGCCUUCCUCAAUUAUCCACUAACAUUGAAAUGCUGAAAUCUGUAGUGAGGCAUUAUGCUUUCGCCUUCUUAUCAUAUUUCCUUUUUAUCAUAGCUUUUGCACUGGCAUUCUACAUCUUCUAUCACGAUAAUGAGGCAUAUAACAGUGACUUGCAGGUAUUUCCAACUCUGUGGGCAGCAGUCACAAACACAUUCAUGUUAAUGACUGGUGGAUUUGAUAUGCUUUCUAGUAAUGGCUAUAGUCAUAUCAUGCUUCUGUUAUUUACUUUCUUAAUUAUUAUUGUUAUGUUCAAUGUGCUGACAGGCUUAGCUGUGUCUGAUGUACAACUGAUUCAUGACAAUACAGAAAUCCUCCAGGCAGUGUCAAGAAUAUCUCUUCUAUAUGAAAUCGAGAGUACUUUCAUACACUGGAACACAUUCAUGGAGAAAAUAUGCAAGUUCAAUUGUGCAUCAAAAAUGGCUACAUACUUGAACAGUGCAUUAAGAAGGGUAAUAUUAUUUCCUAACACAAUCACAUCACAGAAAAAUAUAAGUAUUUUGCCCAACAGAAAUGCUAAAAUCAUAUUCCACACUGAUACAGAUUCUGUCACUUGUAAAAUGAACAUAAAAAUCCUACAAGCAGCCUUAAACAUUAUUAGUAAUAAAGAAAAAACUUCAGAAUUGGAUCACAUGAGAUAUAGGCUACAACAAAAUCAUAAUGAAUAUUUGCAGAAAUUUAUAGAAAGUAGCAACAGUAUUGACAAAAUUAAGGACACAAUUGAAGAAAAUUUUAAGAAACUAGAAAAGAUUGAAGAAAACUUUAGUGUGUUUCAGAAUAAAGUAGACAGGACCCACACAAAUUUAGAUACAAACAUAAAAAAUCUAAAAGAACAAUGUCAUUUACAAUUAGUUUAUUCAGAGAAAACUCUGCAAGAAAAGCUUGAAAAGUAUGAGUGCAGGUUCGACCAGAUUCAACAAUCACAAAAAAAAACAAUAGAUCUCCUAACGGAUAUACUAGCUGUACUCAAUUCAGGAAAUGACAAAACUGCAUUUGGAAGCAAAACUUCUACUGUAUAAAUUUCAUUAACUUAUAUUAUAUUGAAAUAUAUUUCAUAUUAGUGAGAGUAAUGGCAGUUAUGAUUAAAAUGGGUUUCUGCCUUCUGGGUUACAAUGCUGUGUAAUUUAUCGAGAGCCAACUGAUGAUAUGGAGAAAAAUACCACCACCACCAUAAGAGUCAAAGAGUAAGCCAGUCAAGAAACUGGAAUGUCAGUCAAUUUUCACUGGAAUACAUGGUGUUACUCACAUAUCUCAAAAGAUAUAACCACUGCGGGCACCUAAACUCUGACAUGUGAUUAAAUGAUGCAUAAUUUAUUUGCUGCCUUUGAGAAAAUUUAUUAUUUGUAUUGUGGUUUUAUGGUUUAUGAGCAUGUAGUCUUGUGGGUGGUUACUGAUGUCACAGAACACUGGUAAUUACCCGACUACAGUGGAACCUCGCUUAACGAGCAUAAUUCGUUCCAGAAUCUUACUCGUAAUACAAAACAA
Molecule: messenger RNA, 4495 nt
Organism: Cryptotermes secundus
Lineage: Eukaryota; Metazoa; Arthropoda; Insecta; Blattodea; Kalotermitidae
Product: receptor-interacting serine/threonine-protein kinase 4
Exons: 3
Coding region: 481-4029 (1182 amino acids)
Biological process (GO): transmembrane transport; monoatomic ion transport
Cellular component (GO): membrane
Molecular function (GO): protein binding; monoatomic ion channel activity
Source: RefSeq, a predicted model, not a curated record